Planococcus citri (citrus mealybug) is the source of this 1660-nucleotide messenger RNA. RefSeq names its product TELO2-interacting protein 2-like. The transcript has 5 exons. Gene Ontology annotation, cellular component: nucleus; cytosol; TTT Hsp90 cochaperone complex. NCBI's taxonomy places the organism in Eukaryota, Metazoa, Arthropoda, Insecta, Hemiptera, Pseudococcidae. Bases 85 to 1443 code for a protein of 452 amino acids. The record is from RefSeq and is a predicted model, not a curated record.
GUUAUUCUUAUCAUUUCAAAUUUUCUGGUUUUGAAGUUUUUAGUUUUUUAUUUUUCAAAAAUCAAAUCAGGUCUGAGAAAAUGUAUGUAUCAUGAUUUUUAUUCCCUUUUGUGCUGUAAAGUAGUUUCAAGAAUUAGUCGUUCAAAUAAAUGCAUAAUCGAUGAAUAUUCUGCAUCAAAAUUGAACCAUUCCACAAUGCACAUAGAUACUCCGAACAAUCCCAUACACGAGUGCAAUAAGCCGGCAAUACCCUCUUCAGAAGAAUGGAACCAGUUGAAGUACGAAAUAGAGAAUUCUUUCAUUCCGAAGAAUACGAUAAUUGAAUCGAGACCAUUCGAAGUGGACGAUUUCAUCGGUGUACUGGAUAAUGUAAAGUCGUGCUUUGAAAAGCUCACUAUAUUCUCACUGAUACCUCCAGAGGAUCUUUCCGCAUCUUCGAGAAAUCGUUACGAAUGUAUUAGUUAUGCUAUAAUAUUUUGUGGAGAGCAUUCUUCAAAGAACGUGUGGACUGAUGAUGAUUGUAUGGCUGCAUCUCGAACAACUUUAAAAACAAUAAUGUCUGCUUGUUUGUGUGAGACAUUGAACGAUUAUAUGAUUAAAGUAGAUCAACGAGAAACACUCCAUGGCGUUAAUUUAUUAAGUUUUAUUCUGCCUAAAUUAUCGAAAGAAGAAUGGCAAUAUUAUCCUUCUAUUACAUGUUGCUUUACUUGGCUUCUGAGCCAUAUUGAGUUACCUUUUAUGAAACAUUUCAUUCAGAUUGCCUUACCAAUAUCUUUGAAUAUUUUAGAAGAUUAUGCCACCUCUAGCAAGCAAAUAGGUCUGAAAUGCUUGUACCAAAUCUUGACAAAUAUUUCUGCAACGGAAUUACAGUGGCAUAUUCAACUGGAAUUAUUACAAAAUAUGCUCAAAAGAUAUCUGUAUUUCAGAGAAUGCGAAUUAAUUCUUCUCGUAAUAAGCUGUGCUUUAGACGUCGCCGAGAAAUCUCAACCAAAUAUGAAGCAUACCGGUGUUAGUUUACAGUGGUCAUUUUACGACGAAAUACUCAAUAUCGCUCUUCCUUUGAUGGAAUUCGAACAAAACAUAGAAAUAAGACAACUGUACGGAGAUUGCUUGUGUUUAAUUGCUAAAUCAGCCAACGUUUCGGCUAUCAGAUGGCUACCGAGAUUUUUAAGAAUUAUAGAAGACUACAGUAAAACCGAUAUCACUGAAAAACACGCUAUGCUGGCUUUGAAUUUAUGCCUUCGUUGGUGCUGGCCAGUUGCAGACCAACACUGGAGAAGGAUUAACGUAAUUGCUGGAAGAAUAAUUUUCAAUUCAGAAAACACCGAAGCUAUUAGAAAAGCUGAAAUUUGUAUUCGUUCUUUGAAAGAUAUUGCACCGAAGGAUGCUGCUAUUUUGGACGUAGAAGCAAUAAGAAGUAAAAAAAAAGAAAGUAAUUUUUAGAUUUCCAUUCCUAAGGUGUUAUUUAUUCAUUUUUUGUUACAAUGUGUUUUGCUGAUUCAGCACUUUUUUAAAUUUUUUUAUUCAACCAAUAAUAUUUUUAAAAAAAUUGUGAUUGAAUAGCGUUAGGAUUUUUUAUUUACAAAUAUAAAGUACAAACAAAAAAUCAUUUUGAUUGAAUGUAAAUGGUCCUUAUUCCAGUCUAAAGAGUAAAAACGAG